Molecule: messenger RNA, 5662 nt
Organism: Helicoverpa zea (corn earworm)
Lineage: Eukaryota; Metazoa; Arthropoda; Insecta; Lepidoptera; Noctuidae
Gene: rsh
Exons: 17
Coding region: 1-4512 (1503 amino acids)
Biological process (GO): regulation of small GTPase mediated signal transduction; activation of GTPase activity
Cellular component (GO): cytoplasm
Molecular function (GO): protein binding; GTPase activator activity
Source: RefSeq, a predicted model, not a curated record
AUGACAGCAAUAUGUUUCGUUUGCAACCUACCAAUACUGUCGCAUCAAGUGGGCUUGGUUUGGGCUGGAGGCAACGGCUGGGACGAGCUGACACGAUCUACCUUAGAAGAAUCCACUCUCAGACAGAGACUCGGCAGUCGGAGGGAUUCGGCAGCGCAAGUGUCUUGCCUAUCACCGCCGGAGCCAGACGUCGAAAAUCAACCCAGAGGUGGACCCCGUCGCCGCCGCUCCUCUUUGGCUCAAUUAACCGAUAUACUGCGCGAGUGGGGUGGCGGGGGCAGCGCGCCCCGACGCCAGCGGGCCCCGCUCUCCCGGCGAGAGACCCUGGCGGACCUCGCCCGCUCCCUGCCUUGGGCGCGGCACGAACCACCACCGAGGCGCCGACGCGAUUCUUCUGCCGACUCAGGCAUCAAAUCCAUGGCCUCCAAGCGCCGUGACUCAAAAGCACCUCAAGAUUUUCGCGCAGAUUUUCCCAACUGGGACCGCAAAGAUUCAAUAACCAUCAUGCCUACCAGAGAACGACGUAUCAAGAGACGUGGCUCUGAAGAAAAUAAGGAGCGCAGAGACUCAGUAGAUGGACAUCGCCACCGUCGUGACUCUGUCGCAGCACCUCCUAGGAUAGUAGCGACCCAUAGAAAAAGGCGAACAUCACCCCCAACUCCAGCACCACCAUCUUUUGUUGAUGCAUCUUCUGAUCCUGGACCCUCUACACAUAUGCCGUGCGUGACUGUAGUUGCUAUUCAUGAACCAAGCCGAUCCGAUGGAGAGUGCCAACCUACGAUGACAAUGCCCACUAUCAUUACAUCUGCUGUGACACCCUCACCUACAUCACCUACACCACCAAACAGUAGUGCCACUCAAACAGUGCAGACUUCCCAAACAACACAAUCAGCUCAAGCUACCCAAGCCACUCCUGGCGGCCGGUCUCCACCAAACUUAGGUGGUCGUCGGGAUUCCACUACCCAAUGCGGUCGUGCUCGAAGAGAUUCUAGAGCUGCGGCCAGUCCAGAACGAAGACUCGGUAGGCUACAACGCCAAGCUACUGCCUUUGAUGAUCCAAUAGGACCACCUGGUACUAGACGUAGAGAUUCGGGGCCAUCACUAGGUCCUGACGAUGAAGGAAGGGCGAGAAGAGAUUCUUUAAGCCCUGACUCUGCAGUAAGGCCAAGAAGAGAACGCUCCCAACUAAGUCCUGAUCGUGCUGGAGGAGGUGAGUUAAGUCCAUCAGCUGCAAGGCGACGAAGUCGACUACGGAGACAAGCAUCAUGUGCCAGGAUGGGCCGAGCACGAAGCCCAGAAUCUAGCUCGUGCUCGAGUAGAGAUCCUAGUCCUUGUGCUCGGCCACCUGAGAGGACAAUGAUCCGUAGACAAUCUACUACUGAAGAAAUACUAAUAGCCAGAGGCUUUCGCCGGCAGUCGACUACUGAGGAAAUGAUUAGAUGCAGGAACUUUCGACGACAAAGUUCGCAAAGUGAUGAUGCUUGUAUGCGAGCGCGCGGUCGUCGGGACUCCUCAACACAAAUACUAGAUGGAACUAUUGGGACCAUGACCGUUGAGACUACGAGCACGUUCUUCGAUUCCAGCACACAAACUGAACCAUCCCCCCUAUACGACAACAACCACUACCACGAGGAAUGUCUCCGCUGCAACUCCUGCGGGCUGAACCUCACCGGGCCCAACCAGAAACGCGCUCGCCGUUUCAAGAACCAGAUCCUGUGCGACUUGCACUUCGCGGACGUGGCGCUGAUGGAGUGCAGUGACUUCAUGCAGCAGCUGCGCAGCUUCAAACCCCAGUCCUUGGGCUGCGCCGUGGCCAGGCGCAAGUCUUCCACCACGCUCAUAUUCCCUCUGCCGCCGCAGGCUUGCUCAGAUGAAUUCUGCGAAGAGUACCCACAUAGCCUGAUCCCUACUCCCGGCUACUGGAUCGAGUGCUCGCGACAGAAGAUAGCCACGGACACCAUUUGGGACGAAUCCGAGUCGGAACACGACAGUGGACCUGACCGGGAUGAUAACGAUCGCCACAGAAGAUCAGGGUCUCUCGACGAGGCAGCCGAAGACAGUAGUGACAAUGGAGGCAGCACACCAAAGAAGAAAACAGCCAUCGAGGAACAGUGGGAGAGGUCGGGAGGCUUCGAGCUUACCUCGGUGGAACAAGAAACUUAUGAGAAGUACUUCUAUGGAACUGAGCAUUGGAACUACUUCACGAAUGAUGAAGACUUGGGGCCCGUUAUACUGUCGAUUAAGCAGGAGACGCUUAAUGGCAGGGACCAGUUCAGGAUCUUAGUCCGAGCAAUAAGCUACACAGUACACGGGCUGAUUCCUGCAUCAUGCGUCUUCGCCGACCGGUACAACCGUGAGGAGGUGGUGCGUUCGCUCGGCAAGGAGGUCAACAUCAACCCGCCACUCAUGCUGGGUCAGCUGCCCGACACGCCCGAAGAACUGCUCAAGCUGGACCAGGUAUUCAUAAAGUCUGAGCUCAAAGUCGGCGUUAUAUACGUGAAGGAAAACCAGUACACUGAAGAAGAGAUUCUGGACAAUAAUGAAAACUCACCAAUGUUUGAAGAGUUCUUACAAGUAUUAGGGGAGAAAGUCAGACUUAAAGGUUUCGACAAAUACAAAGGAGGUUUAGACACAGUACACGACCUGACGGGCUUGUAUUCCGUCUAUACAAACUGGAGAGGAAUUGAAAUCAUGUUUCACGUAUCGACUCUAUUGCCUUACGAGAGACACGACCCUCAAAAACUACAAAGGAAGCGGCAUAUAGGGAACGACAUUGUUUGCGUCGUGUUCCUGGAAGCCGAUAACACUGCAUUUUCCCCUGCUUGCAUCAAGAGCCACUUUUUGCACACGUUUAUACUAGUCCGAGUAUCAGCUAAGAUCAAGCGUCGUCCAACACGAUACGAAGUGUCAGUGGUAACGCGAGAUGAAGUGGGCGCGUACAAGCCUUACUUGUGGGAACAGAGCGUCUUUGACAAAGGACCUAUGUUCAGGGAAUGGUUACUCACAAAAAUAGUGAAUGGAGAAAGAGCAUCGUAUUCCGCGCCCAAAUUCGCAAGAAUGCAAGAAAGAACGCGUAGCCAAAUGCUUGAAGACAUUGUAGCUAACUUACAGAAUCAUGCUGAGACUGGACAAAUACCCAAACCGUACCGAAGAGGUUCAUGGCGUCCCAUCGGUCACAUGCGACCAUCCUCACCUCUACUGGACUCAGUGCGGGACCAGUUCGAAGACUAUGACCAGCUCGCCAAGGACUUCACACGAGUCUUCCUCAACAGCGAGCUCAACAUGGCGCAGAACGCUCAACUGUUUGAUGUAGUCUUCUUAGUGGGCCAGUCUAAGCAGAAGACCAAGUUUAUUGGCGUUAGGGCCAUUCUUGGUGUUAGGAGCAGGGUGUUCCAAGAGAUGUUAUAUGGCAUACAAACCGGCUUCGGGUCGCCUCAAGUCCCGGUGGCAGAACUUUUGGCGCGUCCGGCUCCAACCUUGCUGUCCCCUACUCCUGCUAGACAAAAGAGCAGCAACUUCUUACAAGUUCCCGACAUUGAAUCACCUAGACCAAAAAGCGUACCAAGUUCGCCGAUGGUGAAGCGCGCUUUCUCCCGCCUCGGCACCAUCACGGCGGGCUGGGGACGCUCCAUACGCAAACAACAUUCCCAACUUAACGCGGAAGACAAAAAGAAAUGGGCUAGUUCCCAGGACUGUUCCAAUAAAGAAGGAAAAGAUAAGGAAAAAGACAAAAAUGCAGCACUCGCUGUACCAAGGCUAUCAGUAUGCGCCGAUGCUCAAAAAGUAGAUCGCGCCAAGCUGGCACAAACUGAGUUUUCAAUAAUCGAAUUCGAUCCGGAGACGUUUCGCAUUCUUCUCGAUUAUUUGCACACCGGCAGCUGUCCAUUGACCUGCGCAUCGAUACCCGGACUCAUUUGCGCUGCGGAACAUUACGACUUGCCUGAAUUAUUACAAGCGUGUUUCCAUCAUGCCAAGCAGUUUCUUAGAAUAGAAGUGGUAUGCACGAUGCUCAUAUCAUUAGAGAAUUACUACUGGCGAUAUACGUCAGCGUCGGAAUUGGUAAACAUGAUCCUGGCAUUCAUUGAGCAGCGAGCUUAUGCCCUGUUCCAAACGCCAGAGUUCCUCAACUUAUCGGAGUCCAUGGUGCAGAUGAUCAUGUGCAGAAACCUCGAGGUGCCUGAAGUGAGGAAGUUCGAGGCGAUGCUCAGUUGGGCUCGAAACAAAAUCAAAGCCAAGUCCGCUAAUAAGACUGAUGCCAAAAAUGAAUUUAAAUGCACUAUGGAAAGAUUAGCUAGAGAUCUGAAACUGUACAGGAUCUCACCGCAGGAAUUGAUAAAAGUGGUGCUCCCGUCGAAGGCCAUCAAGAACGAGCGGAUCCUGGAGACCCUCAUGUACCAGGCCAACUCGGGCAUGUACAGGAUCCAGGACAGCUACAUCGAGGCCUGCCAACAGCGCCUUCAGAAACAGGACUCGAGGUUCUCGGAAUUCGAGAGUUUCGAUUAUGGUAUAUAAAACAUGGAGCUGUGAGAAAUAUCAGUGUAUUAGAUAGAUUAUGAAGAGUGACUGGGCUGGGUCCUUCUUAUAAUGUGGUAUGUUGACGCCUUCUAAAAGUAUUAUUGUUAUAGAUGUACUCGAGUACUGUAGAGGUGCGAGAAAUAUUUGUACACUUCUCGGAUACCUACUCCUUGUUGUUGUUCAUUGAUACCUAUAUUUUUUACAUCUAGCUAGAUGUGUUCAGCAUAAUCAUCUCUAUUUUUGGUACCAAAAAUUGCGAAUAAAACGUUCAUCGUCUGGCGAAGGAAUUUUACAUCAACAUAUUGUUUAUAUCCAUGUUAUAGCACGUUAUUGUGGUUUUUCGUCUAAUCGAUCAUGAAAGUUUCUCGAUAUAACCAACAAUACCACGAGAAGUAGAAAUAACAUAAUUGCCACUCAACGUCUUGUUCAAAUGCUACGGGAUUCUAGUAAACGACUGAAGCGGACCUGAACCUGUUAUUCGAAGUUGUACAGUAUAUAAAACUUGAUAUAAAUAUAUCAUCUUUAUAAAUGUUCACAAAUUACAGUAACUUGUACAAGAUGUACAAAUUAAUAUUGAAAAGUUAUCCGUAGAAUUAAAUUCAAUAUAUAAAUCCGUUGUGUAAGUCUCGUUCUUGAGACCUUUUCAAAAUAUUAUCAUAGAUAAUGCUAUUGCCUUCUGAAGUGUAUAGAAUGUUAUACCUACCUAUAUGUAUACUGUUGUUGUAUUUACGAUAUAAGCAAAUAAUUCAUGAAAUAUUGUCACCAAUUUUACCAUUUCUAAACUAAGCACAUAUUAAGUACCUAUUAUAUUAUCAUAAUUUACCAAUAACGAGAUAUUUUAGUGGAUUUUUUAAAAUAUAAAAGUUUUGCUACGUUUCAUACUUUCUUUAUUUGACAGGCUAAUGUUGUAUUAUAUAUUUUUUAACUCGUAUUAAGAAAAUUGGUGACAAAUUUUAUCUUUCGCACAAUUUUUAUCCAAAAACAAAGCUUUAAUUUUACCACUAACUUAAGCUCAGUUUUUACACAUUUCUGUAUCUUAUGAUUUAACAGGUUUAUUUUUUAAAAAAAUACUUAUUCUUCUAAUGUUAUACUCUUAAAUAAACGUUGAUUAUCCGGGCGUACAUGUAAAAUAUAGCCCGAAGCACAA